GGCGAGAAAAACGAUUCUAAAAACGGUAGCUGACUGUACCGACUGUACUCUCAUUUGCUUUCGGUACAGAGUUUGACAGUUUUCUAGUUAUACACUAUAGCUAACGAAUGCAAUAAAUUGAAUAUUCACGGUUACAUAUUAUAACAGUUAUAAAAAUAUUAUUAAAUAAAUCAUGCUUGUUUUAGUAUUGGGAGAUUUGCACAUUCCACAUAGAUGCAGUAGCCUUCCAAGUAAAUUUAAGAAAUUAUUAGUGCCUGGUCGAAUACAGCACAUCUUAUGCACAGGCAAUCUUUGUACAAAAGAAUCGUUUGAUUAUUUAAAAACAUUGGCUAGCGAUGUGCAUGUUGUUAGAGGAGACUUUGACGAGAAUUUGAAUUAUCCAGAACAAAAAGUUGUCACAGUUGGUCAAUUUAGAAUAGGUUUAUCACACGGACAUCAAGUUGUACCUUGGGGAGAUCCUGAAUCGUUAGCCUUAAUACAAAGACAAUUAGACGUUGACAUUUUAAUAUCAGGUCACACGCAUAAAUUCGAGGCAUAUGAACAUGAAAAUAAAUUUUACAUUAAUCCUGGUUCGGCAACAGGAGCCUAUAAUCCACUGGAUACAUCGGUCAUUCCAUCCUUUGUCUUAAUGGAUAUUCAAAGUUCAACAGUUGUAACAUAUGUAUAUCAACUUGUCGGUGAUGAGGUGAAAGUUGAAAGAAUUGAAUACAAAAAAAGCUAAAAUUGUAUAAAAAUUGAAAUAUAAAUGAACUGAAUUACAUAUUAUGUCUAUGUAAUAUACAUGACUUUGAUACUGAUCCAUAUAUGAUUCAUGUAACAUCUCAGGUGCAUUUGAAUUAGUAUUAGCACUUAUUUAAGGAUUUAAAUUGUAUAAAACAUUAAUUGUAAAUAAAAUAAAGUAUGAUAAAUUUCAAUCAUA
This is a messenger RNA of Megalopta genalis, 919 nucleotides long. It is a transcript of the gene Vps29, whose product is annotated as vacuolar protein sorting 29. Lineage: Eukaryota; Metazoa; Arthropoda; Insecta; Hymenoptera; Halictidae. The record is from RefSeq and is a predicted model, not a curated record. Gene Ontology annotation, biological process: retrograde transport, endosome to Golgi. Gene Ontology annotation, cellular component: retromer complex.